Trichoderma virens Gv29-8 is the source of this 1275-nucleotide messenger RNA. RefSeq lists its product as uncharacterized. Gene Ontology annotation, molecular function: translation release factor activity. Bases 1 to 1275 code for a protein of 424 amino acids. Gene Ontology annotation, biological process: translational termination. The transcript is spliced from 2 exons. Lineage: Eukaryota; Fungi; Ascomycota; Sordariomycetes; Hypocreales; Hypocreaceae. The record is from RefSeq and is a predicted model, not a curated record.
AUGUCAGCAGCGCCAUGGAUCUGUCGCAGCUGCGCCAGAGCUCUGCGGCGGUCCCAUCAGCUGCAGAUUGUCCGAUUCUCUUCCAAUGAUGCUUCCUCUUCUCUGGCCCCGAGCCUCCUCCGACGUGCUCAAUCGCUAUCCGUAGAGCAUGACGACCUCCAAAAGAGCCUCAACAGCUCCUUUGACGCAGCCAAAGCCAAGCGCGCCGGCGAAUUGGGCCGCGUCGCCUCGGCCCUACGAGCAUGGGAAACGGCCCAAUCCUCAAUCACAGAACUCGUCUCGAUGGCGGAGGAUCCUGACCAGGAUCCUGACCUUGCGUCUAUCGCCCGGGACGAGCUCGAGGGAGAGCGCGCGAAACUGGACAUGCUGGAGAAGAGACUCAAGGAAAGCCUGACACCGAGACACGCAUUCGCCGAUUUGCCGUGCAUGGUUGAGUUUCGACCCGGGCCGGGAGGUCUCGAGGGCAGGUACUUCACUGAUACGCUGUUCAAGAUGUACAAGGCUCUGUGUGCACGACGAGGCUAUAGGGCCAACGUGCUCAAGUACGAAAUGGCCGAGGCCGCAGGCGACCAGUCUUCGUCAUCCGGUGAACAGCCAGUCCAGGAAGCCAUCCUCGAGAUCCAAGACCAAGGUGCAUACGACAUCUUCCGCGGAGAGGCCGGCAUGCACCGCGUACAGCGCAUCCCCAGUACCGAGAGCAAGGGCCGAGUGCACACGAGCGCUGUGGCCGUCUGGGUUCUGCCGUCGUUUCCAGAGGGAGGCAGUGGCGGGGACAAUGUCGAUGUCGAGGAUCCGGAGAGCGACUUUUAUGUCAAUCCUCAGGACGUCAAGAUUGAAACAAUGCGAGCCAGGGGAGCUGGUGGACAGCACGUCAACAAGACCGAGUCUGCUAUUCGCAUGACGCAUAUCCCUACCGGCACCGUUGUCUCCAUGCAGGACCAUCGCUCGCAGCAGCGCAACCGUGAGGACGCGUGGAAGAUGCUUCGUUCCCGUAUUGCCAGUCAGCGUGCUGAGCAGCGCGAAGAAGAGGCCGCCAAGCUUCGCAGCAGCGUCUUGUCCCAGGCGCAAAUCACGCGGGGUGACAAGAUCCGCACGUACAAUUACAACCAGGACAGGUGUACGGACCACAGAGCCGGACUGGAUGUGCACAAUUUGCCGAAUGUGCUGGAGGGAGGAGAGACGCUGGACAGGGUGAUGGAGGCGGCGCGAGAGUGGUUGGUGGGCAAGGAGGUUGAAUUGCUGGUCAUGGAGGAAGAGGCCAAGGCGAAGAAGUGA